Molecule: messenger RNA, 1098 nt
Organism: Paramormyrops kingsleyae
Lineage: Eukaryota; Metazoa; Chordata; Actinopteri; Osteoglossiformes; Mormyridae
Product: acylphosphatase-2-like
Molecular function (GO): acylphosphatase activity
Source: RefSeq, a predicted model, not a curated record
UAAUAGACCGUAAGUGCCCCCCCGUAACGAGACGGCAUGGCGACGGAAGACAUCAGCGAUAUGGAAUUUUAUGCGGAGUGUUGCCGGGCAUUCGGUGUCCCAGGGUGGGUGGCCCCACUGAUGUGCGCUGCAUCCAGGCUAAAGAGCGACAAAGCCCGGCGGAAGAAGACAUAUAAACUCAUCCACUACAAACUAUUCAAGUAUAAAGUUGGCUGUGGUAAAAGUAAUCGGAAUCGUCCCACGUACGUAUAUCCGCGGGAGGUGAAAGGGCUGAUACGCACGGUGUGGCCAGAGGGCGUCUGCGACUACCCGGAUCCCAGCCACUCAAAGGAUUGGUCGCUUUCGGAGUCAUACCCGGAAGAGGCGGGACAUAACAAAGGUCGCCAUUGUGGCUCCAAUGGUCGCGGCUACGCAUAUUAUAGGUCGCGUUCUGUACGGUGUAUUGUUCAAGGGAGGAAUCCUGCAGCUGCCUCCUCUGGCAGUGAAAGGCAUCACACGCGUACCAUUGUCAAUACGCAGUUCCAUUCAUUCAACGCAGCCUGCAAUGUCGGAACUGAUCUCCGUGGACUACGAGGUGUUCGGGGAAGUGCAAGGUGUUUUCUUCCGAAAGUAUACAGAGCAAGAAGGAAAAAGACUGCAGCUAGUGGGCUGGGUGCGAAAUACCAACCGGGACACUGUGGAGGGUCAGAUCCAAGGUCCGAAGGAGACUGUGGAAAAGAUGAAGGACUGGCUGAGGAAUACCGGGAGUCCCAUGUCGCGCAUCGACAAAGCCACGUUCGCUAACGAGCACGCCAUCCCUGCACUGCAGUUCACCUCCUUUGCCACUAGAUACUGACGUGUUUUUGCCACUGCACGCCAGCCGCAGUGGUCCACAGUGUCGAGGCGACACCGUCUGAUGGCUUUGUAAAGGAAAAUCACUGACUGACUAACAGCAUUACGGAGUCACAGGCUAGAAAGCAGGAGAAAAGGCAAUGCCAUGUACGCUUGAAAUUAUUGUUAUAACGAAGCACCUGAAAACCUCACUUCAACAGCAGUGAUAUUACUCUAGGACUAUACUGUGUAAUGUGUUAUUUGAAACCAAUAAAAUAAAAACAGAAA